GCCUUCCUCAUACAGAGGUAGUUAGUAUAGCGACUAAAUGGCCGCCAUUGUUUAUGUAUACCAAGGUUCAACAUGAGUUCUAAUCGAUGAAUCCUGGCUGAAUAAGCGUGAUGGGUACGGGUGGGAAGUGUGACUCGGAGCAUAUCCAGGCAGUGUUGACCUGCCAAGGAGAUAUCGACGACCCAGAUUUCCCGACCAGAUGCCAGACCAUCUUUGACAAACUAGCUAAAGUUUUAGACAACCAAGAGUUGGAUGUUACCAAGUGCGAGCCAUGGAACUCUGUCAAGGUAACCUUCAACAUCCCUGUAGAGGCCGCAGAGAAGCUGGCGAGACUGGCGGAGGCCGGGGACCAGGUCCUUCGGGACCUCGGCAUACUCUCCAUACAGGUCGAGGGGGGACAGGUUAUUUCUAUGACAAUGAUCGAAGAAGAUUCCGACAGCGAGGCCGAAUCCUCGACAUCCACGCCCAAUUCCUCGCCAGUCAAGCCUACGCCUGUCCUACCCAUAGAGGAGAAAGUAAAAGUGAAAGAGGAGCCGUUGCUCGCCGCUCCGGAUCAACCGUCCUUGAAAAGCUCCGCCGCGUCGAGAAACCAGUUCUCCGCCGCCCUGCUGAGCUCUACUCCGCCCCGACCAGGAACCUCUAGGUUACCUAGUACACCUCCCCCGGCUGCAAUGCUCAUCAAAACUCUUCCUUUGUCAUCAGGGGCCUCAGGUAAAUCAUCGGAGUCAAGUUUACCAGGGUUGAGCAAUUCUCCGCAGUUGCUGGGAGGAAAGGAAGGACGUUUCUCCGCUCUCCUCUCCUCUAGAACUCUUAAUUUUGGUAAAAGUGAACUAUUAAAAGACAGUGAGGAACCUGCACCCAAGAAAGCUCGAAAGCAGGAAACAAUCAGAUCUAGUGAUAAUAAUAGUUUAGGAAGUGCUGGGUUCCCCUACAGUAGCCUAGGGGGUAGUGGUAGUGGGUUUACAAUACUCCCAGUCUCGAGUAUGUCGUCGCGAAGUUUACCUUCAGGAUCUCAAAUUUCUAGCCAAGACAGCGCCAGUCUGAGCCCAGUCAGUGGCUCAUCUGUCAACCUAGCGAACCUACCCGGGGUUAGUUUAACAUCUGUCAAUCCCCGGUCAAAUCAGCAGUUUAACAGCCUUUCUUCCCGAAAAGGGACGCUCAUGCCCCCACCCUCCUCCGUUACUCUCAGCCCAGUGCCUAGGACUAACAAUGUGAAUAGUUCGAAUGAUCGGACGACACAAGUCCUGUCGGACGGUUUGAGUGAAACUGGUGAUAAAAAGCCUACUAUUAUUACCCCGGUUACUCUUGAAAGUGCAAAACUCUCGUUGCAUAGUUCGAAGGUCGGGAACAAACAAACCCUUCUCAUAAACCCCGUGACAGGACAAUUCGAGGUUGGGCCGGUCGAACCUCUUAGUGAUUCCUCCGACUCUAAAAGAGAUCAAGGGGCGGCGGCGAAACCGUCCCCGGAUCCGUCCUGUAUCUCCGAAGGUUCGGAUAAAUCUAAACAGAAAAUUGAUUCCCCGAGCUGUAGCCCGGGUGGAUCCUCUACCUCAGGUGAACAUUCCUUGAAACUCAAGUUGAAAGUCCCAAAUAAUAGUUCAAAAGGUUCAAAGGACGGAUUAAUACAAUCCAAACUGCAGAAUAAAGUAACUGAAACCUUGGAGCCCAAACUACCAAAACUUAAGAUAAAAUUGAAAGAGAACAGCGUAGAACUGGAGAAUGAACAGAAUUUAGAAUCUAGCGCCUUAAACUUCUCGGAGCCGGGGGAGCUACCCCAGGCACACCUUCAACUCGAUCUCAAGACCAGAGUCAGGAUUAAACCGUUGCCGGAGAAGGUUCGAAUCCUGGAAGGAGGAAAGGCGGACGGAUCUUUUCCAAACCUGAAUCAAAUAAACCACAUCUCUAUAGAUACAACCCCGGAUAAGAAGAAGAAGAUGAGCACGAAGGGGAAGAAAGGAGAGAAAGGGGAGAAGGAUAGACUGGCAGUGUGGACAGAGAGUUUAGCGAAGCACAGCCAGAGAGAGGAUUCCGGGACGAAAGAGACGAAAUCUUGGCCUGAACUACUAGAAAACCGGUUACUUAAUAAUUCUCCUCAUUCCACCCUUGCCUCUACCCUAUCCUUCAGUAAAACUGAUAGUCUUAAAAAUACGACGGAGAAAGACGAGGAUAAAGUUGCGGAUGAGAGCGAGGAUCAUGAUUUAAACUGGGCGGGGCCAGGGCUGGAGGGAGCGGAGCCUGGCCCUGGCCAAACCCUCCCUUUAUCGCCACACCCUGGGAAUCCUCCUAAACCUCCGGACGAGGGUAAGGAGGCGGAGAAUAAGUCGGAGGAGAGGAAGGAUCCAGGUUUAACUAGUGUCUUGGAUAUACUAGAGGGACGACGUCCUCUCGGAGAUCCAGUUUCCCCCCUUGGGUCUCGAGGAGGACAGGAUCACGGAGGACAACAGGGUGAGGACAGUGGUAUAGAGUCUAUGGAUACACUGUCGGAGAAGAGUCCGAACCAAGGAGAGAGUCCGUUUCAUGCUGUGAAUGAUCCUUGUAUCGAGGGAUCCAGGGUUCCAACCUACUCCAGUAGUAUGGGAUCUGUGUCGGGGAAGGUUAGCCCACCAGUCUCAGAUAGUGGGAGUACAGAUUCUCUGGUGACCUCAACACCUCCGGAUAAAUCUCCUGCUCCUCCUCCCCCUGCCAACCUUCAUACACAGCAGGAGAACAGUGAGACUAAACCCGACACAAGGACAGAUUCUCAAACCUCACCAGACUCUAUCUCGUUGCAAAGAUCUGAGUUCAUCCCUUCCUCUGAUACUCAAACAGAGAAACCUGGCAGUCCAAAUCCAUCCUCGGAAACAUUUCCAAAUUCUCCGAAACCCUCGGAUAUCUGUGAUUCCAAACCUGUAGAAACUAACACGGAAAAUUCCAAAGUCACAAAUCACCCUUUAGACCAAGAACACUCUUCCCAAAGUAGUGCUUUAACUCCCAGGAGAAGUAGUUUAACUUCUUCUGUGGAAAACAUAUCAAAUUCACAAUCAGACAAUGUCUCCCUAGACCUACCGAUUCAGAACGGAGAUACGGAGAUGGAGGAGAAGGAUUCUGAUCUAAUCAGAUCCUGUGACGGUGCUGAUGAUAAAUGUCCUGGAGAUUUGGUAGAAAUUCCUCGUCCAGAUAAUUCUAAAAGUGAACACCCGCGCAGUAUGCAUGAUUAUGCAAAUGUGAAAACUGUAAACCAUGUUUCUAAAUCCUUUAGCAAUAAUAGUAAUUCAGACUGUAACAUAAUAACUGUAAGAAAUGGAGACCGGAGUCCACCUCCAUCCUCCCUUCCUUCUUCAAGUUCGGUUGAGAUUAAAACAGUAGAACGGAGCUUAGAUCAGGUUUCAGAACAGGCUCCGGGUCUUAUUAAUCCGAGUAAGGUUCUAGAUCCAGUGAACCGUCCAUCUUAUCCUCUCCCAGUGAGCUCCGUGAGUAUAACAACACUAGGACCCGCCGGGAUGAGUGUAAGAACCCAGCUUCCCCUUCGACCCGGAGCUAAGAUGGUUCCCGUGAAAUUAGUCAGUGUAUCUGGAGCCGGUGGUCGGAUGGUCCGAGUUUCUCCAGUCAAAGGAGGAGAGAUCGUCGGAACUACAGUUGGAACAUCAGGACUUCCUGCUAGAACUGUUGUCAUCAAAUCCAGCCUUCUUAAAUCCUUCUCGGAGCAGAGUUCUGACGGAGCUUUGACUACCUGCUUGGUCCGGCUGGCCGGGCCCGCCCCUGCCUCCACUACUAGCCUUGUAAGCUAUCCUGCCCUUCCUCCUUCCAGUAUCUGUGAUAAUACCUUGUCCGGGGAACCUAGUCAGCCCUCAGUCAACCCAUCAGGUCAUUCUUCAUCUUCUCAACAUUCUUCAUCAAGUAGUUCACCUCUUCCUCCUUCUACGGAGACGCCUUUAGAACCUAUAGACAGUACGGUGGUUUCAGAAACAUCAUUGAAUGCUUCUUCAACGCCCGCUAAGUCUUCUAGUACGCCUUCAGCUGGGUUGGAAACGCCUACAACGAGUUCAGAUACACCAACAUCAAGUUCAGACACGCCUAUAAAUUCCGAAACAGUAUCAGCAGCUGGGGACCCAGUUAAACAAACCAACGGUUCCACCAGCUCUUCCCCUCAACCAAGUGACAAAGAUGAAUCUCCAACUGACAAGGUUUCAGUUAACUCUGGUGUACUUGCUACCCCUGAAGAAACUCAACCUAUGCCGAGUCCUCAACCUAAAUCUAAAACUCAGGUCGACCUCACCAACGGUGAGAUUAGCGAGGGUUCUGAUCUUAAGUCCAAAAGAUCUAGAAAUGGUAAGAGGAGCAGUGAGGAGGAAAGCGAAGGAUCCUUACUCCGUCCUCUGAUAGCCAAGGAUGAUGUUGAAUGUAGUUCUCCUCUCCUAGCUCCGGAAUCCCCCGCCUCGGGUAAAAGAUCAAGGAGGGAUACAGGAUCCUCGGUUCAAUCAGAUAAAUCAGAUCUUAGUAUUCUCUCCAGUCAAUCCCUUGAACCUGCAGCUAAACGGUUGAAGGAGGAGGUGAAGAGUAGGCGAGGAUCAACUAGUCCAGGAAUCAGGGAGAUGAAUAGAACACUAGACAAGAAGAAGGUAGAGGACAAGGGGAUUGAAGGACAGACUGAGAAUAAGAUGGAUACAGGGAAUGUGAAGAAGAACAAUUCACUAGAGAAUAAGAAGGAAAUAUUAUCCAACGGAUCCAAGAGCUUGAAACCUAAACCUGAGUUAAAGAAGGUUGGCCGGCCUACUGGGGUCAAGGAGAAGGUCUCCAGUAAGACUGAUGCCAAGGUUGGAGGAGCUAAACCUUCAGGAACAAACUUGGUUCCUGACCUGGGCAGAAGGGUCAGUGCACGAGUUAAGAAACCAGAUGAGGCGACACCUGUGAAUGAUAAGAAAAAGAAAAGAUGAGAUUUGCUAAACCAGGGGGAUCCUGGAGGAGGUCUAGAACAGGACAAGGAUACAGCAGAAGGACUAGAACAGGACAUGGAAACAUCAAGAGGACAAGAACAUGAAAAGAAUAAAAGAGGAGGAGAAGAACAGGACAAGAAGAAAGCCGAAGAACUAGAGCAGGACAAUUAUCCAACAGGAGGACAAGAACAGGACAAGAAGAAAGCCGAAGAACUAGAGGAGGACAACUAUCCGACAGGAAGACAAAAGCAGGACAAGAGGGAAGCCGAAGAACUAGAGCAGGGCAAUUCUCCGACAGGAGGACAAGAACAGGACAAGAAUGAUGUUUGAAAACAAGAGGAUGAUUUUAAAGAACGGCAGGAUAAAGACAAAGAGAAAGGUUCAGUCCUAAUACUAAAAGAAUGUUAAAGUUUAUGAAAAUAUUAAGUUCAAUAUUGAAUUAAAUGAAUAUAAGAUCAGGAGAAGCAAGAUCAAGAAAGGAUUCUGUUCAAAGAGAAUUUAGAAUUAGUAAAAUCAAUGGUUUGAAAAGAGCAAAGAUGAAUUCCAAGUCCAUGAGGAUCAAAUAUAAGGACAGGACAGAGUAGAGUGUAAGAUGAGAAAAAGGAUCCCUCUAAGAUUAAUCUGGAACCUGAGAAUUAGCAUUUACUAGUGUUCUAGGCUCGAGAUAGCUCGAGGAGAAGAUAAACCAGUUUAACAUCAACCAGAACCAGAAACUCCACAUUUAUGUUGCAGUCUUUCACAGAGAAAGGCAUUCUUAAAUUUUCAAAGAUAUCCGUGCAAUUUCCACAUAUAUUACAAUGAACACUUUACACGUUUUUAUUUAAAUGUUAGAAUUGGGGCUGAGAUUAAGUCCUUGAGGAAUCGUGAUAAAUCCUCAAUAAUCGGCCGUCGUCGCCGAAGCUAGGAGUAGUGUAAAUAUUUCUGUUAUUUCACGCCGUGCACCCACCGCCGGCGGGUUAAUUAUAAACGCCUGUACCGAGAUUUAUUGAAUAUGUAUAUAAUAUAUCAGAUUGUUGACAUGUUAUGUACACUGUUACAAUUAACAUUCUUAAAAUCUUUCAAUAAAUACAAAUUAUAA
Molecule: messenger RNA, 5991 nt
Organism: Eurytemora carolleeae
Lineage: Eukaryota; Metazoa; Arthropoda; Copepoda; Calanoida; Temoridae
Product: serine-rich adhesin for platelets
Exons: 7
Coding region: 111-4913 (1600 amino acids)
Biological process (GO): positive regulation of transcription by RNA polymerase II
Cellular component (GO): nucleus; transcription regulator complex; histone methyltransferase complex
Source: RefSeq, a predicted model, not a curated record